Messenger RNA from Dalotia coriaria, 6615 nucleotides. RefSeq names its product U5 small nuclear ribonucleoprotein l(3)72Ab (gene l(3)72Ab). Bases 105 to 6518 code for a protein of 2137 amino acids. The record is from RefSeq and is a predicted model, not a curated record. The transcript has 4 exons. Gene Ontology annotation, molecular function: ATP binding; ATP hydrolysis activity; nucleic acid binding. Lineage: Eukaryota; Metazoa; Arthropoda; Insecta; Coleoptera; Staphylinidae.
UAUCCAAUAGUACGGUCCUGGAAAGAAACGUCGAAAAACGAUGUCGCUUGACAAUUUGUAGGUUAAAGUUUGUUUAGUGUUCGGUGGUGUUUUCUUCAUUCACCAUGGCGGAUGCUGCGGCGCGGCAACUUCAAUAUGAAUAUAAAGCGAAUUCAAAUUUGGUCCUACAAGCCGAUGUCCGUCUUAUCGAGCGUAGAAGUCGCGAUGAAGCCACCGGCGAGGUCAUGUCCCUUUCGGGCAAACUCCUGGGGACACGAAUGGGUGAUCGCGCUCAGCGUACACGACCCGGCAAGGCAGAAGAACGUAAAGUGAAGCGUCAGAAGCGCGAUGAGGCACAAUAUGAUUUCACACGCAUGAAGGGCGCUACGCUUUUAUCUGAAGGUGUCGAUGAAAUGGUUGGCAUUCUUUAUCGUCCUAAAACACAGGAAACUCGCCAGACUUAUGAAGUUCUACUGAGUUUUCUACAGGAAGCACUUGGUGAUCAACCAAGGGACAUUCUCUGUGGUGCUGCUGAUGAGGUACUCACAGUGUUAAAGAAUGACCGGUUGAAGGAACGCGAGAAGAAAAAGGAAGCGGAAUCUUUGAUCGGUAAUAUUGCAGAUGAACGUUUUGCAUUAUUAGUGAAUCUGGGUAAGAAGAUCACUGAUUUUGGCAGUGAUGACACAAAAACCGCUAACACAGGCGAUGAUAAUAUUGAUGAGCAGUAUGGGAUCAAUGUACAAUUUGAAGAGUCUGAAGAGGAAGAUGAUGAAGAUAUGUUUGGUGAAGUCAGGGAAGAAUUAGAUGAGGAGGAAGGUGAGGAAGCAAGAGAAGAUGGAGCUAUCCAUGCAGAAAAUUUAGGUGGUGUUGAAGAGAUGAAGAAGGAAAAACCGCUCCAUCCGUUGGAUAUCGACGCAUAUUGGCUACAGCGAAGAUUGUCUAAAAUCUAUGAUGAUGCCAUGGUGUCACAUGCAAAAGCAAAUGAAGUUUUGACUGUUUUAAAAGAUGCUAAUGAUGAUAGAGAGUGUGAGAAUCAACUUGUCUUACUCUUGGGUUACGAUUGUUUUGAUUUCAUCAAACAAUUGAAGAAACACAGACAAAUGAUUUUAUACUGCACGAUGUUAGCAAAGUCACAAAGUGAAUCAGAAAGACAAAAAAUACGCGAACAAAUGGUAGAGGACAGUAGUCUAUCCAAAAUUCUAAAAGUUUUGGACACCGGUAAAGAUGAUGAUGACGAUGAUGGCGAUGCCGGAGCGCGGUCAUCAAACCGUAAAAGCACAGCAAAUGACAGCGAUAUGGGCGCCGGUGGGAAUGUCCCUGGUUCCCGACAAGUAAUAGAUUUUGAAGAUUUAGUCUUCGCGCAAGGCAGCCAUUUCAUGGCGAACAAACGAUGUCAACUACCUGAUGGUUCAUUCCGAAAACAACGCAAAGGAUACGAAGAAGUACACGUCCCAGCGUUGAAACCCAAACCAUUUGCAGACACUGAAAAAUUAAAACCAAUCGAUGAGCUGCCAAAAUACGUCCAACCUGUUUUCGAUGGUUUUAGAACAUUGAAUCGCAUUCAGAGCAGGCUGUGUAAAACUGCACUGGACUCCGAUGAGAAUCUAUUGCUUUGUGCGCCGACUGGUGCGGGUAAAACCAAUGUAGCGCUGUUGACUAUGAUGCGUGAGAUUGGCAAACACAUUAAUGAUGAUGGUACAAUCAACGCGGAUGAGUUUAAAAUUAUUUACGUCGCGCCCAUGCGGUCAUUAGUACAGGAAAUGGUUGGAAACUUUGGCAAACGUCUUGCUAGUUAUAAUUUGACUGUUUCUGAAUUGACUGGUGAUCAUCAGCUGACAAGAGAACAGAUUGCAGAUACGCAAGUAAUUGUCUGCACUCCUGAAAAGUGGGAUAUUAUUACUCGUAAAGGUGGAGAGAAAACUUUUACUUCACUUGUAAGAUUGAUCAUCAUCGAUGAAAUUCAUUUGUUGCAUGAUGAACGAGGCCCGGUGCUGGAAGCUUUGGUCGCGCGUACGAUUCGUAUGAUUGAAGCAACACAGGAAGAUGUACGUUUAGUAGGUUUAUCUGCUACACUUCCGAAUUAUCAAGAUGUUGCUACUUUCCUUCGUAUUAAACCGGAGACUGGCCUGUUUCACUUUGAUAACAGUUACAGACCGGUUGCUUUGGAACAACAGUACAUAGGCGUUACAGAAAAGAAAGCCUUGAAGAGAUACCAGGUAAUGAAUGAGAUUGUCUACGAGAAAACCAUGGAGCAUGCCGGUAAGAAUCAAGUGUUGAUUUUUGUGCAUUCACGUAAAGAAACCGGAAAAACCGCGCGGGCAAUAAGAGACAUGUGUUUAGAAAAAGAUACUUUAGGACAGUUUUUGCGAGAAGGAUCAGCAUCCAUGGAGGUGUUAAGAACGGAAGCAGAACAGGUAAAAAAUCAAGAGCUGAAAGAUCUGUUACCAUAUGGGUUUGCUAUUCAUCACGCUGGUAUGACUAGAGUGGAUCGUACUCUUGUUGAAGAUUUGUUUGCUGAUAGACACAUUCAAGUAUUAGUUUCGACUGCAACUUUAGCUUGGGGUGUCAACUUACCAGCUCACACUGUAAUCAUCAAGGGUACGCAGAUUUACAAUCCGGAAAAAGGUCGCUGGGUGGAGUUGAGCGCUCUGGAUGUAUUGCAAAUGUUGGGUCGUGCUGGUCGCCCGCAAUACGACACCAAAGGUGAAGGUAUCUUGAUCACCAACCACAGUGAAUUGCAAUAUUAUCUGUCGUUGCUGAAUCAACAGUUGCCUAUAGAAUCACAGCUUAUUUCGAAGUUACCGGACAUGUUGAAUGCUGAAAUUGUGCUCGGGACAGUACAAACUGUUAAAGAUGCUGUGACUUGGUUGGGUUAUUCAUAUCUCUAUAUUCGCAUGCUUCGGCAACCUACUUUGUAUGGUAUAUCACAUGAUCAUACUAAAGAUGAUCCGUUAUUAGAGUUUCAUCGUGGUGAUAUUGUUCAUACUGCUGCUUUGCACUUGGAUCGCAGUGGGCUGAUAAAAUAUGAUCGUAAAACUGGUCAGUUUCAAGUUACUGAACUCGGUCGCAUUGCUUCGCAUUAUUACUGCACACAUGAAACAAUGUCUACAUAUAACCAACUUCUGAAACCGAUGCUUAGCGAAAUUGAACUUUUCCGCGUGUUUAGUCUCUCUGGGGAGUUUCGUAAUAUUGCGGUGCGUGAAGAGGAAAAAAUUGAAUUACAGAAACUUAUGGAGCGUGUACCUAUUCCAAUCAAGGAAAGUAUUGAGGAACCCAGCGCGAAAGUAAAUGUUUUAUUGCAAGCUUACAUUUCUCAAUUAAAACUGGAAGGGUUUGCAUUGAUGUCCGAUAUGGUUUAUGUUACUCAAUCAGCCGCUCGUUUAAUGCGUGCUAUUUUUGAAAUUGUUUUGCAUCGUGGAUGGGCACAACUCACGGAUAAAACGUUGGCGUUGUGCAAAAUGAUUGAUAAAAGAAUGUGGCAGUCGAUGUCUCCUCUGAGGCAGUUUAGAAAGAUGCCUGAGGAGAUCGUGAAAAAAAUCGAGAAGAAAAACUUUCCUUGGGAGCGACUUUAUGAUCUUGGCCCGAAUGAAAUUGGUGAAUUGAUCAGAGUACCCAAAUUAGGGAAGACCAUUCAUAAAUAUGUGCAUCAAUUUCCAAAGUUGGAACUAUCAACACAUAUUCAACCGAUUACGAGAUCUACGCUUAGAGUUGAGUUGACAAUUACACCGGAUUUCCAGUGGGAUGAUAAACUACAUGGCGCAUCGGAAGGGUUUUGGAUUUUGGUUGAGGAUGUAGAUUCAGAGGAGAUUCUGCAUAGUGAGUACUUUCUGUUGAAGGCAAAGUUUGCACAGGAUGAACAUUUGAUUAAGUUUUUCGUGCCGGUGUUUGAACCUUUGCCACCGCAGUAUUUCCUUAGAGUGGUGUCAGAUAGAUGGAUUGGUGCUGAAACACAGCUGCCUGUAUCAUUUAGACAUUUGAUUUUACCGGAGAAGAACUUUCCACCUACAGAGUUGUUGGAUUUACAGCCAUUGCCUGUGACAGCUUUAAGAAAUCCCAAGUAUGAAGCAAUGUACACUGAGAAGUUUCCACAAUUCAAUCCGAUUCAGACACAAGUUUUUAACGCGGUAUAUAAUUCAGAUGAUAAUGUAUACAUUGGCGCACCUAGCGGCAGUGGAAAAACCGCUAUUGCUGAAUUUGCUAUUCUACGACUAUUCCAGAAUAAUCCAGAGGGACGCUGUGUGUAUCUUGUACCUGAGGAAGCACUUGCCGAUUUAGUAUUCGCUGACUGGCAUAAUAAAUUCGGUCAAGUACUCGGUAAGAAAGUAGUUCUUCUCACAGGAGAAACAGGCACAGAUCUCAAGCUUUUAGCAAAGGGUCAGGUGGUGAUUACCACCGCAGAAAAGUGGGAUAUUCUUUCGCGGCGUUGGAAACAACGUAAAAAUGUACAAAACAUCAACUUGUUUAUCGUGGACGAGUUACAUUUGAUUGGUGGUGAGGACGGACCAGUUAUUGAAGUUGUCUGCUCUAGAAUGAGAUACAUUUCCUCACAAAUUGAGAAACCUAUUAGAAUCGUCGCGUUGUCUUCGUCUCUGACUGACUAUAAAGAUGUCGCCCAAUGGUUGGGAUGCAACGCGAAUUGCACCUUCAAUUUCCAUCCGAGUGUACGUCCAGUUCCCUUGGAAUUGCACGUGCAAGGCUUGAAUAUCACUCAUAACGCAUCGAGAAUGAUUGCUAUGUCAAAACCGGUGUAUAACGCCAUUGUAAGGUACAGCACUCAUCGCCCGGUGAUUAUUUUUGUUCCUACCAGGAGACAAGCGAGGCUUACAGCUAUUGAUAUGUUGACAUAUGCCGCUGCAGAGUCACAACCGAAUCGAUUCUUCCACGCAGAAGAGGAAGAUAUCAAGCCGUUCUUAGAUAGAAUGACUGAUAAGACCCUGAAGGAGACUCUAUCACAAGGUGUUGCAUAUAUGCAUGAAGGUCUCACUGCAAGUGAUCAUCGAUUAGUUGAGCAAUUAUUUGACUCUGGUGCUGUGCAAGUAGCAGUGGUCACGCGGGAUCUAUGCUGGGGUGUAAAUAUCUUUGCACAUUUGGUUAUCAUUAUGGAUACACAGUUCUAUAAUGGUAAGGUUCACGCGUAUGAAGACUACCCUGUUACAGAUGUACUUCAAAUGGUUGGAAGGGCGAAUAGACCUUUAGAUGAUGACGAUGCAAAAUGUGUGUUGAUGUGUCAAAGCUCUAAAAAAGACUUUUUCAAGAAAUUUUUGAAUGAUUCUCUACCGGUUGAAAGUCAUUUGGAUCAUCGAAUGCACGAUCAUUUUAACGCGGAAAUCGUGACGAAAACUAUUGAGAACAAGCAGGACGCUGUGGAUUACUUGACGUGGACAUUCCUCUAUCGUAGACUCACACAAAACCCCAACUAUUACAACCUGCAAGGUGUCACACAUCGUCACCUUUCAGAUCAUCUCUCGGAGUUGGUUGAGAAUACACUCUCGGACUUGGAACAGUCGAAAUGUAUCAGUAUUGAGGAAGAAAUGGACACGUUACCACUCAAUCUCGGCAUGAUUGCAGCGUAUUACUAUAUUAACUACACCACCAUUGAACUCUUCAGUUUGUCUCUUAAUAGCAAGACUAAAAUCCGUGGAUUGUUGGAGAUUAUCUCUUCGGCAGCCGAGUAUGAAGAUUUGCCGGUGCGUCAUCAUGAAGAUAAUCUUCUCCGUACCCUGUCGCAACGUUUACCGAAUAAACUGACAAAUUCAUCGGGAGGUCAGCCGAAAUACAAUGAUCCGCAUAUCAAGACCAAUUUAUUACUGCAAGCGCAUCUGUGUAGACUGCAGUUGGGUGCCGAGUUGCAGGGUGAUACGGAAAUUGUUCUUUCGAAGGCAAUUCGGUUGAUUCAGGCGUGUGUGGAUGUUCUCAGCUCAAACGGCUGGUUGUCACCGGCGGUGGCGGCGAUGGAGUUGGCUCAGAUGGUGACACAAGCAAUGUGGAGCAAGGAUUCGUACUUGAAACAAUUACCACAUUUCACAAAUGAUAUUAUUAAGCGUUGCACCGAUAAGAAUGUUGAUACAGUGUUUGAUAUCAUGGAACUCGAAGAUGAUGAUAGAUCUAAACUUCUGCAGUUGAGCGAUGCACAAAUGGCGGACGUAGCGAAAUUCUGCAAUCGCUAUCCUAACAUCGAGAUGAGUUACGAGGUGCUUGAGAAAGACCACAUUCGUUCCGGCAGUUCCGUACACGUGGCUGUGCAACUAGAACGCGAGGAUGAAGUCACUGGUCCGGUUAUUGCUCCAUUUUAUCCACAGAAACGUGAGGAAGGAUGGUGGGUGGUGAUUGGCGAUGCGAUAACCAAUUCAUUGCUUUCAAUCAAACGGCUUACACUACAGCAAAAGGCGCGUGUCAAGUUGGACUUUGUGGCGCCAAGUCCGGGCCAUCAUGGUUAUACCCUUUAUUUCAUGAGCGACGCUUAUCUUGGCUGCGAUCAAGAGUACAAGUUCACAAUCGAAGUGGGCGAGUUUGAGUCGAGCGCAUCUGACUCCGAGUAAUUCACAUACCAACGUAUGGGUAGAAAUAGUUUUAUACAAAUAUACAGUAGAGUGCUUAGUUUUAAGUUUUAAAAAAAAUUAAAUAAGAUUAUAUUAA